AUGACUGGGCAGAGACACCAUCGCAAUUCCAGUAAGCGUAGAAGACCAUCUCGCUCCCGUUCCACAAGAGCAGAGCUGCAGUUUCCCGUGAGCCGUGUGGACCGUCUCCUUCGGGAAGGAAACUACGCCCAGCGCCUGAGUUCAUCCACGCCUGUUUUUCUCGCUGGUGUUCUCGAGUACCUGACGGCCAACAUCCUGGAGCUGGCGGGUGACGAAGCCCACAACAACCACAGGAUGCGCAUCACCCCAGAACAUGUGGAGAGGGCAGUGGACAGCAACCCGCAGCUCAGCCGCCUCUGGGGUGAUGUGACCACGUCACAGGUUGAUGAUAAGCCCCAAUCUACAAAGAACUGCUGAUGCCCAGGUCCCAGAGCCUGGCGGGAGCCCUCACAGCCUCAUCUAGGCCCCAAACUGCUCACAGCUGAAGGUGUCCCGUGCUGCUGCAUCAGCAAAUGCUAUUAAAGGGUAAAUCCCUGAACUUCUGACUCCUGUUAUUUUCUGUCAUUUUGAGUUAGAGGUAUCUGUGAGACAUCCCAGGGGAGAUCC
This is a messenger RNA of Trichechus manatus latirostris (Florida manatee), 546 nucleotides long. RefSeq names its product histone H2A-Bbd type 1. Gene Ontology annotation, biological process: heterochromatin formation. Gene Ontology annotation, cellular component: nucleosome; chromatin. Lineage: Eukaryota; Metazoa; Chordata; Mammalia; Sirenia; Trichechidae. Gene Ontology annotation, molecular function: structural constituent of chromatin; DNA binding; protein heterodimerization activity. The record is from RefSeq and is a predicted model, not a curated record. The transcript has a single exon. The coding region runs from base 1 to 357 and encodes 118 amino acids.